AUGGAUGGUGGCAAGCUGGCGCCCGCCAUUUCCAUGGAGUCGUUGAACUCUGUCAGUACGGAUUCCUGUCCUCAAGUUCGGACCCUAUUCGUCUCUGGUCUUCCAAUGGAUGCGAAACCUCGUGAACUCUAUCUGUUAUUCCGUGCCUAUCGUGGUUACGAGAGUUCAUUGCUCAAAAUGACGGCAAAAAAUGGCAAACCGACUUCGCCCGUUGGAUUCGUCACCUUCCAGACUAGCAAGGAUGCUGAGGAAGCACGUAAGGCUUUGCAAGGUGUUCGUUUUGACCCGGAUUGUGCUCAAGUUUUACGUCUUGAAUUGGCCAAAUCGAACACAAAAGUCAGUCGACCGAAACAAUCACCUCCACCGGUGAUUCCCAUGGCUGCACCAUCCUUGCAGACCAUGCCCCAGUUUUUGGCCCCACUUCAACCCGCCGAUGCGAUUCUGUUCGAUCAACAUCCUCUAUUAUUCGAUCAGCAUCAACUAUUCUCGCUGAAUCUCCCACGAAUUCCCUCCGUCACCCCCUCCGUACCACUAGCUGGUAUUCUUUCGUCUGAUGGUGGCUAUCACCAAAAUGCAUUCCUACAGGCUGCUUUGGGACUUAAUGCCCAAAACGCGGCCUCACUUCAAGGCUGUUCGACGCUAUUCGUGGCUAAUCUGAGCCCUGGUGUUACCGAGGACGAGCUGCGUUCUGUAUUCAAGGCAUUUGCCGGAUUUACUCGACUACGAAUGCACACAAAGAACGGUUCUUCCGUGGCAUUUAUCGAGUACUCUUCACUAGCCUCAGCAACCAGUGCUAUGAUGGCCCUGCAAGGAUUCCACUUGGGAUCCUCGGACCGUGGAGGUAUCCGGAUCGAAUAUGCCCGUAACAAAAUGGCUGACGUAAAUGGCUGA
Cooperia oncophora is the source of this 891-nucleotide messenger RNA. NCBI's taxonomy places the organism in Eukaryota, Metazoa, Nematoda, Chromadorea, Rhabditida, Trichostrongylidae. The record is from the annotation of a GenBank genome assembly.